This is a messenger RNA of Monascus purpureus, 783 nucleotides long. The record is from the annotation of a GenBank genome assembly. Lineage: Eukaryota; Fungi; Ascomycota; Eurotiomycetes; Eurotiales; Aspergillaceae.
CUCACAAAACACCAUGUGUGGAACUCCCUGGAAGCAGGCUUUUUUGAAGCUUUUCCAAAACAGACUCUCCUAUUGCCAGACACAGAAUAUGCAUUCACUCUCUUCAUCACGUUUGAGAGAGCAUGAGUCAGGAUCUCACCGACCAAAAUUAUGCAUGGAAGGAUCCAACGGAACUUGUGAGAAAAUUACUGAAGAAGACUUGUUCAAGCACACCAGACACCGAUGGUUAUUCAAUGAACGUGAAGAGCUUUCUAAGCGUUAUGUGAGGUUUAACCUGCAGCAGCUCAUCAAUGUUGCUGUGAAAGCCAGCAAGGGGGCUCAGUAUUGUGCGUCUUGGUACUCACACUACAAAAUGUUCUCACUUACGUAUUAGUAGGCACCAAGAUCCUUAUGACCAGGGUGUACUACCGGUCGAUGGGAUGGUAGAUCCGGAAGAUUACGAAAUUGCCAGCAAGAAUAGUCGCAAAUUCAAGGACAUAUUUAUUGGGCUGGCCAAAAACGAAGCUGAAAGGGAGUCAUAUACAAAACUCUGGCCAUACCAAAUGUGAAGGAUCAAGGGAAAUGGGACAAGGAAUUCUGUGCUGUUUCAGAUACAUGAACUCAUUCGCAGCAUGGCCAACUUCUGUCCCUCCCAUUCCCAGGCCCUAGUUAUAUGCCAUGUAUGACAAGUCAUUAUUGUGGAUAAGAGCCAACAACGGGUGCAAGAUGUAUUGUAGUUUGUUUCCUUUCGGCAGAGGAUCGAGCUGCUCGUCAGCAUCACAAUCCCGUAUAGCUACCGCCCCC